Molecule: messenger RNA, 1931 nt
Organism: Triplophysa dalaica
Lineage: Eukaryota; Metazoa; Chordata; Actinopteri; Cypriniformes; Nemacheilidae
Gene: pdlim4
Product: PDZ and LIM domain 4
Exons: 8
Coding region: 16-1086 (356 amino acids)
Biological process (GO): actin cytoskeleton organization; heart development; muscle structure development
Cellular component (GO): Z disc; stress fiber; filamentous actin
Molecular function (GO): actin binding; muscle alpha-actinin binding
Source: RefSeq, a predicted model, not a curated record
GUGGGUUCAGCUGCAAUGCAGAGGGCUUUACAGCCAGUCGCCCGCUUUAUUUCAGUAAGUGUGGAAGUUUCUCUCGUGGACUCGAGUAUGUCUCACACAGUGACUCUCAGCGGUUCUUCUCCGUGGGGUUUUCGUCUGGUGGGUGGACGGGACUUCAGCACACCGCUCAUCAUUUCUCGGAUAACGCCUGGCAGUAAAGCGGCGGCGAGCGAUCUGAGUCCAGGAGACGUGAUCCUGGCCAUCAAUGGAGACAGCACUGAGACCAUGACACACAUGGAGGCACAGAACCGAAUUAAAGCCUGUAGAGAAGAGCUCACAAUGAACAUCAGCAGAUCUGGAAAGCUUUGGCCUCCAGCUGAUGUUGAAGAAAACAAGACGAGCUGCACAUCCACAGGAGCGCCGCUGGAGGCACAGACCUUUCGACCAAUCAGCAGUGGCGACAGCCCUGUUUCCAAGAGUCCUGUUACCUGUGGCACCUCCUCCAACAACACAAACUCCAGACCGGUGUACAACAAUCCGCUCGGCCUGUACGCUCACAACAAUGGCAACGGUGCUCUACCCAAACAGAUGGCCGGCCUCAGUCUGACCUCUGCACACAGCCCUGAAGGGUCACUGAACUCAUCGGGCAGCCGUAACGGUUUCAACCCACAGUCAGACGUCUAUAAGAUGCUUCAGGACCCUGAAGAACCCGUCUCAGCUCCCAAACAAUCGGGCUCUUUCAGAUUCCUGCAGGGCAUGCUAGAGGCGGAGGACGGAGAGCCGGACAGAUCUGGAGGAAGAGUUUUGUGUUCUCCAGUAAAAUCUCCUGUCACAGCUCCUCUUCCUCCUCUGCAGGGUCUACAGAAACUGCCUCAGUGUACCAGAUGUGCAAACGGCAUCGUGGGAACCAUCGUGAAGGCCAGAGAUAAACUCUAUCAUCCCGACUGUUUCACGUGUGAUGACUGUGGCCUCAAUCUGAAACAAAGAGGAUAUUUCUUCAUCGAUGAACAUCUGUAUUGUGAGACUCACGCUAAAGCUCGCGUGCAGCCACCUGAGGGCUAUGAUGUGGUGGCCGUCUAUCCAAACUCCAAAGUGGAACUGGUGUGAACACACACACACACACACAGAGGGAGAGAGAGAGAGAGCACCAGCGACUCAUACACUUCUGCACAUGAGAAUAUGGGAAAUAUGUUGUGAACGCUCAACUUCUCUUGGGAUCAUGAACUUGUGUCAUGUGUGAAUCUGCUGUGUUUUGAUUGUUUUUAUCACAUGACACUUUGUUCUAUGAGUCACGUGUUAUCACACUGAGUGAACUGAUGGUACAGUUACAUUUAUGACGGUUUCAAUGCAGAAUUUCAUAAAUGAGGCAGCUGAGGUUCUCAUGUGCGCUCACAUUCAUCUGAAACAUGACUAACUUUAGCACAUCGCCUCUGUGUUUCUUCUCUCGGCUUUUCUUUACUGACGACACUUCACUGGUUAUGCUCUUUGUAAAUUCUGUAUAAAAUGAUUGAUGUUGGGUUUCUACUUUCUUCUGAAUGAUGUACUGUAUGUUGGUUUUAAACUCCUAACACAUUCAAAUGUUUAUUUCUGUAUAAUUUAAAUGCUAAAAGAUCCUCAUUAAUGGAAGCUAUCAAUACAGGAGAUUUCUCUGAAGCAGCUCAGAAUCAAAAGAAGAAAAGGAAAUCAUAUCGUUCAUACACCACAAAGGAUGUUUCGAGAAGAUCACACACAGUGUGACAGCAUCCUCUCAAACAGACAUUGAUAUGGAACUGGAUGGCAUCGGUCCCCAUUCACUUCCAUUACAUUCUGUAUUUCACUAAAAUCACGAGAGUGCUCUUUCCAUUGUAUUUCUGGAGUGAACUGUCUCUUUAAGAACCUAAUGUGGGUCAUGCAUCUCAUUUUCAGCAUCAUUAACUUCUGUUUAACAAGACAAUAAAAUCCUCUUCACUAAA